This is a messenger RNA of Chelonus insularis, 2340 nucleotides long. It is a transcript of the gene Msr-110, whose product is annotated as Msr-110. The record is from RefSeq and is a predicted model, not a curated record. Bases 250 to 2214 code for a protein of 654 amino acids. The transcript has 7 exons. NCBI's taxonomy places the organism in Eukaryota, Metazoa, Arthropoda, Insecta, Hymenoptera, Braconidae.
UUCUACGUCUUAGCGAUGAACGGAAAGAGGAAAAAAGGCCCAUACUAGUAUACAUCGUGCCCAACAACAACCAACAGUGGUUUUUAAAUUGGUGGGGAUAGCACCAAAGUUAGCGGUGUUCAGAGUACUUGAACAUUCACUACUUGGAUAAUCAUUGGACAACAUUGGACGGUCAACUUGUAGUUUUUGAACUUUGAAAAUUAAGUGAUAUUGUCAGAGUUAUCAUCAUAGUGAUAUUAACUAUUCUAAAUGGAUAAAGAACAGCUGGAUUCUCUGCCUACUGUGACAGUAGGAUCUGAAAAAAUUCCUCCGCCACCUCAUAGUCAUUAUGCACCCAGCGAAGUGUAUUCAAGUUCUGAAUCACCACCGGCUUAUUCUAGGCCAACAAUGAAAAGUAGUGCAGUUCAGAUUGCAAGGAUAAUUGCCAUGACCCUGAUAACUAUCUCUGUUAUCAUUGGUAGUUUUAUGCUUGCUUCUGCUUGGCUUCAAGUUCGUGCCUCAUGUACUCCUGAAUCUAUAACACAACCACAAAUCAACACUCAACCAGAAGAACUUUUUAAACAUUUACAACCAGAAGCUCUUGUACAGGAUGCUGUUGAAAAUAAAGAUAAUUUGCAGAACUCAGAAACAGAUUCAGUAUCAAUAAAAAAAAUACCUUUAGAUUCAAAGAAUUCAAAAGUUGAUAAAGACAAUAAAGAUAAUUUAAAAGUAACUAACAAUAAUGGUAAUGACAAUGAUAAUGACGAUGAUUAUAACGACUUAGAUUUCUCAGGAGUUCAUAUUAAAUUCCCACUUCAACUUGAUUUAGAUGACUUAGCAAACACACUGAUGAGACAAUCUCGUGGUCUUGUCUCUUGUGUAGUUGAGCGUCGUAGAACAGAUGAAUAUUCAGAUGAGAGAAAUGUUCAAUUAGACAACAACAAUCGUCCUCAUGAUCAACGACUCAGCGGUGAACGUGUAGUAAUUCUUUGCGAAUCUGGCGAACCUAAACGUCAAGACCAACAACAACAACCACAACAACAAGAGAUGCUCACACCAAUUAUUGUCCCCCUGGGUAAUGUUCCAAUUCCUAUGCGACCCCAAGAACAAGAAUAUCAUCGUUACCAAGUACAAAAUCAAUUCCCAAUGCCUGAUGUACAUCAUCCAUCAUUGAUAAACGCUCAAAGAAUGAGUCCAUUGGAUAUCCAAAAUAACUUCCUUCCAGAAAUUAGAAAUAUUCAUCAAAUAAUAGAAAUGGACUCAUCUCGGGGUUUACCCUCAGUUAAUCAUCCUCAAAUGGAAUUACGCCCAAUUCCUAUUGAAUUAAGACCUGUUUCUGUUGAAAUGAUUCAAGGAAUGAGACCACCAUCUAAUCAGAUGGAACAACAAAAUUCUCCAAUGUCAUAUCAAGAUACACCUAAAUCAGCAUAUCCUCAAGACCAGCAAACUCAAGGUAUAGUCUCACCACCGCUAUCAGUUGCUUCUAACAUGCAAGAAAAUCUAAACGCCAAAAUGGGACCACAAGUUAUGAUUCAUCAACAAUUUAAACAAAAGCCUCUACCAAUUCAAGAAUCUCAAGAAAAACCUGACUUUGCUUUCCCAGGUCUUCCAAUUGAUAUUUUGAAGAUUAUUAAACAGGUUCCAUUAAAAAUUCAAAGCAUUAUGCAACGCAUUGAUGAAGGAUUAAGAUCAGAACAAGCUGUUUCAGGAUUACGACAAGAACAAAUCCAGGAUUUCAAACCAUUUCCCAUGGAUAUUCGUCCAAUUCCCAUGAAUCCAGCAAACUUACCAGUUGAAGUAAAAAAUUUAUUGGAACACGGCAACAUUGAUGGUCUUCAACAAAAUAAUUUCCAACUUCCACCAGUUCGACCCAUUUCGAUCAUAGAAAAAGUAGGAGAAAAAUCUGAAGAAGAGAAAAAAAUGGCUUUACCAGAAAAAAAUUUACUUCAACGAAUUUUUGAAAAUCAAGAAGCUCCUAUGAUGCCUAAAUCUCAAAUUACCAUGUCUUUCAUAAGACCCAUUGAAUCAUUUGAAAUACCAAUUGGAGUUAACACACACGUGAUUGAUGCCUCCAUGGAGCAGGAAGAGAAAGAACCUAUCCAAGCUGAGCAAAGUCCAAAUCAGGAAAUGCAGACUGAUAAAUCUGAUGAAGCCAAUCGUCCUCAUUAUGUUCAACCUCGUUCUGUUGAUUCCAACUAUCCAUCUGUUCAUCUUCGUCAAGAAAAAAUUCGUUAAAUAUUAAAAAAACACGUUAUGAUAUAAUUAUUCAUAAAGUUAUCAGUUAUAUUCCAAAUUUGACGUAUAUAAAAAAAUAGUAUGUAAAUAAACCGGUUUAAGUAAAACAGGAUACAAGUGAUACUA